Molecule: messenger RNA, 330 nt
Organism: Anas platyrhynchos (mallard)
Lineage: Eukaryota; Metazoa; Chordata; Aves; Anseriformes; Anatidae
Source: RefSeq, a predicted model, not a curated record
AUGUCCUGCUACAACCUCUGCAACCCCUGCGGACCCACCCCGCUGGCUAACAGCUGCAACGAGCCCUGUGUCAGGCAGUGCGAGGACUCCCACGUCGCCAUCCAGCCUUCCACCGUGGUGGUCACCCUGCCAGGACCCAUCCUCAGCUCCUUCCCCCAGAACACCGCCGUUGGAUCCUCCGCAUCAGCUGCCGUGGGCAGCAACCUCAGCGCCCAGGGAGUGCCCGUCUCUGGAGGCGGCUUCGGAGGCUUUGGCCUGGGAGGCUUGGGAGGCUAUGGCUUGGGAGGCCUGGGCUGCUUCUCUGGCAGAAGAGCCUGCUACCCCUGCUAA